Pangasianodon hypophthalmus (striped catfish) is the source of this 8144-nucleotide messenger RNA. It is a transcript of the gene zmynd8, whose product is annotated as zinc finger, MYND-type containing 8. The transcript has 20 exons. NCBI's taxonomy places the organism in Eukaryota, Metazoa, Chordata, Actinopteri, Siluriformes, Pangasiidae. The record is from RefSeq and is a predicted model, not a curated record. Bases 2883 to 6395 code for a protein of 1170 amino acids. Gene Ontology annotation, biological process: regulation of DNA-templated transcription. Gene Ontology annotation, molecular function: protein binding.
GUCAAGGCAUGGAUUCCACAAGACCUCUGAAGGUGUGCUGUGGUAUCUGGCACCAAGACAUUAGCCUCAGAUGCUUUAAGUCCUGUAAGAUGUGAAGUGGGGCCUCCAUGGAUCGGACUUCUUUGACAAGCACAUCCCACAGAUGCUCGUUUGGAUUGAGAUUUGGGAAAUUUGGAGGCCAAGUCAACACCUUCACAUUUUUGUCAUGUUUCUCAAACCAUUCCUGAACAAUUUUUGCAGUGUGGCAGGGCGCAUUAUCCUGCUGAUAGAGGCCACUGCCAUUAGAGAAUACCGUUGCCAUGAAGGGGUGUACUUGGUCUGCAACAAUGUUUAGGUAGGUGGUAUGUGUCAAAGUAACAUCCACAUGAAUGCCAGGACCCAAGUUUCCCAGCAGAACAUUGCCCAGAGCAUCACACUGCCUCUGCCGGCUUGCCUUCUUCCCAUAGUGCACCCUGGUGCCAUCUGUUCCCCAGGUACAUGACGCACACGUGCCCGGCCAUCCAUAUGGGGUAUCCCUGUUCCAGUUCUGAUGCUCACGUCCCCAUUGUAGGCACUUUUGGUGGUGGACAGGGGUCAGCAUGGGAACUCUGACCGGUCUGUGGCUACGCAGCCCCAUACACAGCAAGCUGCGAUGGACUGUGUUUUCUGACAUCUUUCUAUCAUAGCCAGCAUUAACUUUUUCUGCAAUUUGUGCUACAGUAGUUCUUCUGUGGGAUCGGACCAGACGGGCUAGCCUUCACUCCCCACACACAUCAGUGAGCCUUGGCCACCCAUGGCCAAUGACGCCCAUGACCCUGUCUACGUUUCACUGGUUGUCCUUCCUUGGAUCACUUUUAUUAGGUACUAACCACUGCAGACCAGGAAUCCUUCCGCUUGCCCAUUUUUCCUGUUUCUAACACAUCAACUUUGAGAACUGACUGUUCACUUGCUGCCAAAUAUAUAUCCCACCCCUUGACAAGUGCCACUGUAACAAGAUAAUCAAUGUUAUUCACUUCACCUGUCAGUAGUUUUAAUGUUAUGGCUGAUCGGUGUAUAAAUACACAUGGCAAAAGUCUUAUGUGCCCUUUUUUUCUAAAUUUGUUAUAGUUCUUUAUUUUAUGACUUCUACAUUAUCGAGUCAGUACAAAAACAUUUUAGAUUUCAAAACAUUCAUUUUUCAAUACAAAAUUAAAUGUUACAGAAAAAUUUUUGUAUGUCAGUAAAGAAAGCAGCAGAUUACGUAAGACACCACUUUUCAGAAAAACAACAUAAUGAAGGCUGCUGGGUUUUGCUGCAAAAAUAAGAAGCAAGUGCGACAGUCAAAGUCUCCAGAAGAACUGUGGCUGCUUGUACAAGAUGCUCAGUAACACUUACAGCUAAUUUCCUUAUAAAACUGCACUAAUUUUACUUGAGACUACUAUUUUUUUUAAAGCAAAGGGUCAUCACACCAAGAAUUGACUUUGUUUCAUUUAUUACUGUUUACUGCUCUUUAUAGUAUUUUUUUAAUGUAGAAACAUUUAAUUUAAUCAUUUUUUAAGGCUUCUGUGCUAGAAAAGCAUGUAGAAAUGACUGAGUGGAGUUUCCACAAUGUUUUUUUAUAUGCGAGUCAUGCACUUUGCAUGGUGUGUUGAUGUAUCUUAUAUAUAUUAUGUACAUAUUGCUAGUUCCAAAAAUAAGUUAAGAUUGAGGUUUGUGUGUGCAGGCACUGAUGAUCAAAAAUAACAAAUGUACCAAAUUUGCAGUCAAUAGUAAACUCACCACAGAAGCUAUAGCUAACUAUAGAACUAUAUUAAUUAGGAAAAAUAAGUUGACAGGGGCUUUAAGUUGGAAUAUUACUUCCUUUCCUCAGUGCUCAUUUAUACUUUGAAUAUUGUAAUGUUUUUUUUUUGGUUUCAUGGAUGUCUUCUAAUUUUCUCGUUAGGUCCAUAGCUUUCGAAGAAAAAAUAAAUAGGAUUAUUGUAUAAGCUUCAAAUAAUAGGCUUUGUUGCAUUUGGUCAAAGGUAUUAUUUAGAAAUCACUUGUAAUUUGCUCAUUUUACCAUUGUCAUUGAAACAGGGAAAUAAUAAAGUUUGUUGAUUAAAUGAAAAAUUAGGUUUAUUUUAUAUUACGUAUAAAAAUAGUAAGAAAAUCUAUAUAAAAUAAGAAAAUCUAUCAAUAUAGAUACCAUGUGGUAUCCUUGUUGAUAAUGCUGGGUAUUUUCCAAAAACAGCUGUUUCCUGUAAGGCAGGUUACAUUUUCCUUUUGGUUCUUUGUCUCUAUGCUCUGUGUGGGAGUGUGUGUGUGUGUGUGUGUGAGGCCCUCACUGCAUUCUUGCGGGCUGCUCUGCUGGCAAAGCUUGCAUUCUCACAGUUGCCACAGAAAGCUCUAGAAAAUGGAUGCCUGUCACUAGUCUUAGCAAUUAGACAAGGCAAAGGGAAAGCAGGCAAUCUGAAGCAUUUGUUCUAGCUCCACAGAAAACAUAUACAUGUUGCCUUGUCAGUGAAGGCUUAAAGAAGAAGUGGAGUGUGAUUCGGAGUGUGUUUUUGAUGGCGGAUGGCAGCAGCAGCCCUCCCUGCAUUGCAGCAGUGGAUCAGAGCAGAGCGGAGAGAGCAGGGAGAGCCAGCGUGCCACACAGCACCGAGCGCCCAAUCACGCGCCUCCGUGUGGCUCUCAAACCAAUCGGCAGCCCACAGCUGAGGUUAAAGAUUGACAAUUGCACCGAGAGCGGCAGGGAGAGAGAGCAAGGCCCUUCUGGAAAAUUCUGCACCCAUCUUUGUCUCAUCCCUUACCAGCUAUUAUAAUUGAAGGAAAAAAAAACAAUAUUAAAAAAAGGCCCUGCCUGAAGAACCUGUUCACUGUGCACGUAAAGAAAAAUAAGUUUAGCAGAAGAGGAGGUGAAGACAGAGUCAGAUGUGAAUGAAGGAAUGGAGAUUGCCACACGAUCCAGAGUGUCUGAUCCAGGGUCAGCGGAGCGCACCGCCCCAAAGCGCAAAGCACCUAGCCCACCGCAUUCAUCCAAUGGACACUCUCCUUCAGAAGCUUCUCCUAGCCCGGUCAAAAAGAAGAAGAAACCAGGAGCCGUCAACAGCAGCAAAGAUCAGUCCGAACUAAGACAUGGUCCCUUUUACUAUGUGAAGCAGCCCGCACUCACCACAGACCCUGUUGAUGUUGUACCGCAGGACGGCAGGAACGACUUCUAUUGCUGGGUGUGCCACCGCGAGGGCCAGGUGCUCUGCUGUGAGCUCUGCCCACGCGUCUACCAUGCCAAGUGUCUCAAACUGGCUGCUGAGCCUGAAGGCGACUGGUUCUGUCCAGAGUGUGAGAAAAUAACCGUUGCAGAGUGCAUUGAGACCCAGAGCAAGGCAAUGACCAUGCUCACACUGGACCAGCUGUCUUACCUUCUCAAGUUCGCCCUCCAGAAGAUGAAACAGCCGGGUACAGAACCGUUUCAGAAGCCAGUGUGUCUUGAGCAGCAUCCUGAUUACGCAGAGUAUAUUUUUCAUCCCAUGGAUCUCUGUACUUUAGAAAAGAAUAUCAAAAAGAAAAUGUACGGCUCUACUGAAGCAUUCUUGGCUGAUGUGAAGUGGAUUUUGCACAACUGCAUCAUUUAUAACGGAGGAAACCAUAAGCUCACCACAACAGCUAAAGUUAUCAUAAAAAUCUGUGAACAUGAAAUGAAUGAAAUUGAGGUCUGUCCAGAGUGCUAUCUUUCAGCCUGCCAGAAGAGGGACAACUGGUUUUGUGAGCCGUGUAGUAACCCUCAUCCCCUAGUGUGGGCCAAACUUAAGGGCUUUCCAUUCUGGCCUGCCAAAGCUCUACGAGACAAAGAUGGACAAGUAGAUGCCCGAUUCUUUGGACAGCAUGAUAGGGCCUGGGUCCCAAUCAAUAACUGCUACCUCAUGUCUAAAGAGAUUCCUUUCUCUGUAAAGAAGACCAAAAGCAUCUUCAACAGUGCCAUGCAGGAGAUGGAGGUCUAUGUGGAGAACAUUCGGAAAAAAUUCAGCGUCUUCAAUUAUGCCCCUUUCCGCACACCCUACACACCCGACAACCAGUUCCAAAUGCUUCUCGACCCAGCAAACCCUGGCGCUGGCUCAGUCAAACCUGAAAAACAGGAGAAGAUCAAGUUCAGCUUUGAUAUAACAGCAUCACACGUAGGCAAGGGCAUGGUGUCGGCCGGGAUGGGUGGCGGAGGGACUACCGGUAGGCGGAUCACUAUGCCAGACAUACCGCGAUCACCAAUGAGCACUAACUCAUCUGCCCAUACUGGCUCUGACGGCGAGCAGGAGGGUGGGGAAAAGAGCCAGACCAGAGCUCUUCUGCAACACCACAGCACAGGAGAAGAGUCUCUCGAUAGCACAGCGUCUCCUGCUGCUCCGCGAGCUGGUACUGCAGGCAGUGCCAUGGACAGCCCCAAACCAUUUCACUCUACAGUCCCAAACACACCCAUUAAACAGGAGAAGACUCCCACUACAGGCAGCAUCUUAAACCUUAACCUCGACCGUAGUAAGGCCGAAAUGGACCUGAAGGAGCUGAGUGAGACUGUACAGCAGCAGCAGGGCGCUCAGGCCUCACUCACUUCCCCUAAAAGACAGAUCAGGAGCCGCUUCCAGCUCAACCUUGAUAAGACCAUUGAGAGCUGCAAAGCACAGCUGGGUAUUGAUGAGAUAUCAGAGGAUGUGUAUAAAGACGAGGAACACAGUGACUCUGACGACUCUGACAAGUCUGAUUCUAGUGACAGCGAAUACACCAGUGACAACGAACAAAAACCAAAGAGCACCAAGGACUCUGCUGCUGAUGAAAAAACAGAGAAAGAACUAUCUAAAAAGAAGCCCAAACCGCCAUCCCCUGCUGGUGAAGACAAGGACAGCAGCACAGAAUCCUCUGGUACAUCUAGCUCCCUGACCAAAGGCGAGAUUGUGCAGAAAGUAGGAAGUGGUAUCUCUCAAGCAAAAGAGAAGCCAGCCGUCGAGUCAGACAAAGAAGUGCCUAAAGCAGCACCGGCAUCUCCCAGUACAAGAGACAAGUCCAAGGUAACAGAGGAAGCCAGGCAGCCUGUGUCUGUCGACGUAGACAUGGACUCAGACUCAGAGCGAGAGCUGGUAAUUGAUUUGGGAGAAGAACCUGGAGGAAGAGAGAGGAAGAGGCGCAGGAAAGACUCAGCCGCUGUCACCGCACUCAAAGAGCCCGCAGCCUCCAAGACAGAGGCUAAGGGACCUCCCACAGGAAGUCUUGCUCCAUCUCAGACCCCUUCAGCACCCUCUUCCACUCCAGGCCUCAAAGACCCCUCGCAGUCUCCCAUGGCAGUUCCUCUAAAUGUAGUUACCAUCCCUGCUGUCCCUAGCAGCACUGCCCUCGCCUCUUCUUCCCUGCCUAACUCCGCUCCUCCUACAGCCCUGCCCUCCUCCACCCCCAACAGCACGGUGAAGAAACAGCGCCCCCUGCUGCCCCGCGAGAGUGUGCCGGUGGUGCAGCGGGCCGUUGUGUGGAACCCCGGUGCCAAGUUUCAGACGUCCUCUCAGAAGUGGCACAUGCAGAAAGUGCAGCGGCAGCAGCAGAGCCACACGCAGCCUCACACUCAGACACAGACGUUAUCACAAGCACAGCAGGCAUCGUCUUCACCAUCUUCUUCCAGCACUCGCUACCAGACACGACAGGCUGUGAAGGCUGUGCAGCAGAAAGAUUCCCCACACAGCACCUCGACCUCGGCUGUCACUCUGGUCACCAGCACCCCUGUGUCUGCUGCCAUAAUGGCUGGUGUCACAGUUAGCUCUUCCUCCUCAUCAUCCUCCAUGGCUGGAGAGCUACAAAUCCCCACCACUUCUGCUGAUGUGGCAGCUGACAUUGCAAAAUAUACCAACAAAAUCAUGGAUGCAAUCAAGGGGACAAUGACUGAAAUAUACAAUGACCUCUCCAAGAGCACCUCAGGAAACACAAUAGCUGAAAUUAGGCGGUUACGGAUUGAAAUCGAAAAGCUGCAGUGGCUCCAUCAGCAGGAAUUAUCAGAGAUGAAACACAAUUUAGAGCUGACCAUGGCAGAGAUGCGGCAGAGUCUGGAGCAGGAGCGAGAGCGGCUGGUCGCAGAAGUGAAGAAGCAAAUGGAGAUGGAGAAACAGCAGGCUGUCGAUGAGACCAAAAAGAAGCAGUGGUGUGCCAACUGCAAGAAAGAGGCCAUUUUCUAUUGCUGCUGGAACACAAGCUACUGUGACUACCCCUGCCAGCAAGCACACUGGCCAGAGCACAUGAAGUCCUGCACGCAGUCUGCAACAUCAUCACAGCAAGAGCCAGACACUGAGUCAAACACAGACGGCAUUUCUAAGGUUUCUGGCCAUCCCAACAACGGUCAGGACUCACCUCGAGAGACAGCAGGAGCUCCACCCACAGACAAGGACAGCGAUGUGGACAAAUUGAAGGACAAUGUUACUGUCAGUAUGUCCUAGCUCAAGACAUACCAACUACUGCAGAACUGCACUUACAACUGCACAUAUGUACAAAACAUAGUCAAGUUCCGUCACUACAACAAAAUUUUUCAUGUUGUUGUCUUGCCAGGAUCUGCUUUUAACACUUUGGGAGGCUGAUUUACUUAUUUGUAUCAAUAACAGUUCCAUGUUCCAGUCUCAGUUCUGUAUAGCAUUAAAGACACAACCAGACCUCUUUAGUGACUUACUUUGCUCUUUUUUUUACUUGAUUCUUACUUGAAGUCCAUAAUAUUUUUCUGAUUGGCUUAUUCAUUUAUCUCCAUAAUACCAACAUUAUUACAGUGAAGAGUCCACAAAUGGGCCGCUGCAGGAUUUUUACACAAAGCAGUAAUCCUUUGGUGCUCAGUCCAUGUUUGUGGGGAUUUUGUACAAUUAUUCAAAUCCUAUUUAGCAUUCUGUGCUUCACUCAGAACGAGAAGCUGUUUUCUCUGAAAUCGUCUUAUACAGAAGACAGAAAACCACAUUUUUGUCACGUCAUUUAAAUGGCAAGCCUCUCACCAGCUAGAGUGGAGCUAUGAAGAUGUAAACACAUUAAUGAUCUGAAAGUAUCUGGGUAAAUAUGGUUUAGGUGUCAUAAGUAAAACACCCUGUAGAUAUCACUGAUAUCUUAAAGACAUAAAAUGAUGAAGUGAUAUUGUUCACUGUGUAAUGGCUCAUUCUGAAGUGGCAGUCAUGUUAUGUUACAUUUUUAUUGCAGGUUGUCUAUUUCCUAAUAUAUAUAUAUACAUAUAUAUAUAUAUAUAUAAGCUUUAUAUGGGGGAUGGGUAUAAAAAUGUGAGAUUUUGUUUUUAUUUUUUAAUAGUUCACAAAUUUUAAAGAUGAAUAUUUGUUUAUAUUCAUAUUUAAUUCAUCCAACUUUCUGUUUGGUAAUAUGAAACUCAGAAGAUUACAUUAUAUUUAAUUUUCUCUAUGCAUCCAUUACUAAAAACAUUUGCAAUUUUGAGGGACAAAAAAGUUUCACUAGAUUAUCUAUUAGUAUUAGUGUUCCCAAGUGGUGUUAUUAUUAUUAUUAUUAUUAUUUUUUUUUUUUUUUUUUAAAUCAAAAUGUAUUAAAUAUGGCAUGGUAUGAUACAAUCUUAGUGUAUCACAAGAUACCAAGCUGAUUACUGUUAAAGAAUCACAUGCUUUAUUUUUAUUAUUUAAACACCUUUGCCUUCACUCGCACUUUUAAAUGUGCCCAUUUUGGGUUCUUUUUUUUUUUUGUUAUUAUUAUUUUUUUAACCUUUAAUUACAUCUGACCAAGCUAUUUUGUUCUUAUGUUCUUUUUUGCAUUAAAAUCAGAUCAAUAAUAAUAUUUUCAUCUCAUUCAUUGUUGUUAAUACAGACUACAGAGACAUUUAAUUUCUGCUUUUCUAACCAAUCUUUAUGUACUGUUGAAUCAUUUUUGACUGAUCAUUCUGUAAUAUUUCUGAAUUUUCUAUUUUAUUUUCUGUUGGGACAGUUACCUUUAUGUUUAUAAUAGCCCUUUCCGAUCAACAAAAAUAUAGCGGUCUAGCAAAGUUACCAAAGCUGAGGCUAGGUCAUAAUUUACAUUUUGAUGCAUUACUACAAGUCAUUACAGUACAGUAACACCGUUUCAGCAGCCUCCCUAAUAUUUACAUUGACUGUUGACUGUUCAGUACAUUCUUAGCUCUUAAAAAGAACUGCUGUAUAUAUUACAAUUUAAAAAAUGUUUACAUAUAAUACAGAAAUAAAAUUUGGUGGUCUUAA